AUGAAUAUGGACGUGAGACCUUCAAGGGGCUUAUCAGCUCAGCUAAUUGCCCCCUCGUUCUUUGCGGGAAUGCUAAUACCCGAGGUCAAGGACGUUGGAAUCACUAGGCCCUUUUUUCUAGGUCAAGGACGUUCCGUCUUUAGCGCCAAGGCCGUUGGAAUCCUUGGGCCCGUUUUUCUAGGUCAAGGACGUUUCGCCUUUAGCGGCAAGGCCGUUGGAAAUCGCGGAGCUCGUUUUCUAGGUCAAGGACGUUCCGUCUUUAGCGCCAAGGCCGUUGGAAUCACUGGGCCCGUUUAUCUAGGUCAAGGACGUUUCUCCUUUAGCAGCAAGGCCGUUGGAAAUCGCGGAUCUCGUUUUCUAGGUCAAGGACGUUCCGUCUUUAGCGCCAAGGCCGUUGGAAUCACUGGGCCCGUUUAUCUAGGUCAAGGACGUUUCGCCUUUAGCAGCAAGGCCGUUGGAAAUCGCGGAUCUCGUUUUCUAGGUCAAGGACGUUCCGUCUUUAGCGCCAAGGCCGUUGGAAUCACUGGGCCCGUUUAUCUAGGUCAAGGACGUUUCGCCUUUAGCAGCAAGGCCGUUGGAAAUCGCGGAUCUCGUUUUCUAGGUCAAGGACGUUCCGUCUUUAGCGCCAAGGCCGUUGGAAUCACUGGGCCCGUUUAUCUAGGUCAAGGACGUUUCGCCUUUAGCAGCAAGGCCGUUGGAAAUCGCGGAUCUCGUUUUCUAGGUCAAGGACGUUCCGUCUUGAGCGCCAAGGCCGUUGGAAUCACUGGGCCCGUUUAUCUAGGUCAAGGACGUUUCGCCUUUAGCAGCAAGGCCGUUGGAAAUCGCGGAUCUCGUUUUCUAGGUCAAGGACGUUCCGUCUUUAGCGCCAAGGCUGUUGGAAUCACUGGCCCCGUUUUUCUAGGUCAAGGAUGUUUCGCCUUUAGCGGCAAGGUCGUUGGAAAUAGCGGAGCUCGUUUUCUAGGUCAAGGACGUUCCGUCUUCAGCGCCAAGGCCGUUGGAAUCACUGGGCCUGUUUAUCUAGGUCAAGGACGUUUCGCCUUUAGCGGCAAGGCCGUUGGAAAUCGCGGAUCUCGUUUUCUAGGUCAAGGACGUUCCGUCUUCAGCGCCAAGGCCGUCAAGGACGUUUCGCCUUUAGCGGCAAGGCCGUUGGAAAUCGCGGAGUUCGUUUUUCAAGGGCAAGGACGAAAGGAAGAAAUGGAGGUGCUUUUUAUGGUCCACGGUCUCUACUUUUGGGAGUUCUACAAGGAUUCCUGUCCUUAG
Nezara viridula (southern green stink bug) is the source of this 1260-nucleotide messenger RNA. The record is from the annotation of a GenBank genome assembly. NCBI's taxonomy places the organism in Eukaryota, Metazoa, Arthropoda, Insecta, Hemiptera, Pentatomidae.